Molecule: messenger RNA, 540 nt
Organism: Penicillium mononematosum
Lineage: Eukaryota; Fungi; Ascomycota; Eurotiomycetes; Eurotiales; Aspergillaceae
Product: LysM peptidoglycan-binding domain-containing protein
Exons: 2
Coding region: 1-540 (179 amino acids)
Source: RefSeq, a predicted model, not a curated record
AUGGCUGCGGUCCUGACCCGCCGCGCUGUUGACUACGACUUCUCCGCCACUGCUGACGCUGGAGCUACAUGCUCGAGCUUUGCCAGCAGCUGGGCACUCUCGGUCAGCAUUCUCCAGCAGCUGAACCCUGGAAUCACCUGUUCAAAUCUCGAUACUAGCAAGUCAUACUGCGUGGCUGGCACCGCCACAGAUGACCACUCGAGCACUACAUCCACCACUGCUGCCAGCACCACCACCACCACCCAGUCCGCAACUACCACUGAGACGGCGCCCAGCAACUCCCCCACUAUGUCCGGCAUCGUAGGCAGCUGUGAUGACUUCCACAAGGUCUCACCUGGGGAUCAGUGUAACACCAUUGCCACGAAGCAUGCUAUCAGCGAAGCCCAGCUCAAGAGCUGGAACAGCCAGACCAACGACAGUACUUUCCACCUAAUUAAGGACGGUGACAACUGCUGGUCGAUAAAUACGGAUGCGGGGAUCACGUUGACGCAGUUCCGUGCUUGGAACACGCAGAUCGACACGGCGUGCAGUAACCUGUGA